This is a messenger RNA of Echinococcus granulosus, 1794 nucleotides long. Its product is annotated as UBX domain-containing protein 4. Lineage: Eukaryota; Metazoa; Platyhelminthes; Cestoda; Cyclophyllidea; Taeniidae. Gene Ontology annotation, molecular function: protein binding. Bases 1 to 1794 code for a protein of 597 amino acids. The transcript is spliced from 9 exons. The record is from RefSeq and is a predicted model, not a curated record.
AUGCCUUGCAAGAAACAUUUCAAAGCUGCGAUGAAUUGGUAUUCUGGCGACAUAGGUCAAUGUAUCAAGGAAGUGAAGAAUGCCCAAAAACUUUUAUUGGUUUUUUCUAAAGAUAGCGAAGAUAUUUCUAGUGAAUCUUGUGCUGCUCUCAAUGCCGAAGACGUUGUUAUGCAUUGUCAGGAUGUGAUCUGUUUGCAACUACAAUCAGGAUCAGUACCUUACCACCAAUUCGCAUCCGUUUACGAAGUCCCUUCUCUACCCUGCAUCCAUAUUAUCUCACCAUCAGGUUUGGUUUUGAGUGUGAAAACCGCAGAUUUUUCUGCAGACCGGAUUGCAUUGUGGCUUGCUGAGAACAUCGCAUCGUUUGAAACCACCAAACAAACAAGGAAUGCGAUUAUGGGAGUGCAGGAAUUGGCGCCUGUUGGAGCUCCAUAUGACACUUCGCCCAAAGCUUGCGCUUCUGCUUCGCCUCCGUCCUCGUACCCCCAGGCGAUCGGCAAUUUGACCGCGAGUGCUGAGCAUUCUCUUCCACGAUCGGAAAAGGCAGAAGUAUUGGAAUUGUAUGAGGGAGACCCGCCUGCCUCAUUACCAGAGGCUGACGUUGCUGCUUCGCCUUUGACCUCGUCGCCUCGACCGGGUAGCAACUCGGAGUGCGUAGAUUUGGGUCAUCAACGAUGUCAGGAGACAGAUCAAGUAGAGAGGAACCUUUCACCUGAGGAAAUUCCGUCUUCAGCUUUGUCGGAGGCUGACGCCUCCGUCCCGUCUCAUCGAUCAGGUAACAGCCUGAACGAGCGAAUUCAGGAUGCUCGUGAACUAUUGGAGGCAAAAAGACAGGCGAAGGCUGUAAAAGUCUUUCAGGAAACUCAUGAGUCAGAGUUGAAGCGGCGCAAUCUUGGACGCGAUAUGGUUGAGUUUAAGCGCCGCAAGCAGGAACAGGAGAUUCGUGAGCGCCUAGAGGAACAGAAACGCGAAAAAGCCGAGAAGCAAGCUGCCCGUCAGCGCAUCCUCGCCCAAAUUGAACUGGACCGGCGUGAUCGUCUCGGGGUUUCUGCACCGAAAGUAGCCGCUCCCAAGUCCACCACUACUUCCACUGGUGCUGUUGAUCCAAACGAGGUGCGCCUUCAACUACGGCUGCCUGAUGGCUCUCACAUGAUCGGCGUGUUCGCAGCCGAGGCCCACCUUGGCUCAGAGGUGCGUCAGUACAUAAGGUCCCGGGUGCAAGGCAAGGAGGCUGAAGGGGCUUUAGCGGUGGCGCCUCUCAGCGAUGUUGUGCGUGCCUCUUUUGCCCCAGUUCUCGCCUCUGGCUUCACCUUCCGCCAGACGCGCCCCAAUCCGCCAAGACAUUUCUCCCCCGAAGAUGAAACCACCAAAACUUUGCGCGAACUCGGUCUCUGGCCUUCUGCUGUCCUCAUUCUGCAUUGCGGAAAAUACAAUUCCAUUACUGACGAUGGUUUCGCAGGAUACUCAAAGAAUGUGCUUUCUCGUGUGCUGGGCCUCAUUUGGGGAGGUGUUCAAAGCGUUGGUGAUAUUUUCUUCUACUUCGGCGAUGGUUUGAUCCAAUUAGGCCGAAGCACUUGGCAAACUCUCUUCAGUGCUGGCAGUGGGCGCACCAUUGGUCAAGCUCAGGCCGCCAACUCCGCUACCUCCCGCCAAUCUCCGCCACGCACCGAUGGUGAGGAAUUGAAAGGAAGAAGUGCCUAUAGGCGACAGGGAAAAAUCUCCAGAUUGUCACACAUGCCUGACGACACAGAUGAGCAGGCAAGAUGGAAUGGCAACUCGACAACUCAGCUUUGA